This is a messenger RNA of Chara braunii, 3842 nucleotides long. The record is from the annotation of a GenBank genome assembly. Lineage: Eukaryota; Viridiplantae; Streptophyta; Charophyceae; Charales; Characeae.
GCAAAAAUUCAAAAAAAAAAAGGUCGGAAAUCGGACUCCGGGCCGAACUCCCGCAUUCGGAAUGAACGUCCGACAUGAUCGGCGCUGGCGGAAGGCCGUUGGACAGAAGGUAUUUUCUCGCUCUUCAUCGGCAGUUGUUCAGUCACAAUCGAGGGCAGCAUACGUCCUCGCCGUUUGCCCUGUGUCUUCACUCUCACAUGUCGUGCUGUGGGUUUGUGGGGCUCGGGAGUUGCAGAGGGUGGGCAUCAAGUUGAAGGGGUCCCUGGCUGUUUAUGUACGGGAGGCUGACAGGGAGGGUGAGCUCGAAUUCGAGCAUCCCCUCAAUUGGAGAUUGCCUGGCGUCGUGGCGCGACAACCCCUUCUGGUCCGCGCGCGCGAUUUGGCACAGGGACGAAGGGGGAGUGGCGGGGAGGAGAGAGGACCUCCGGCACCUGUAGCACGGCAGGACGGAGCGGGCCAUUCUGCAGGAGUGGGCCCUUCUGGAGGAGGGGGCCCAUCUGUAGGAGUGGGCCCCUCUGGAUCAGCGGGUCCGUCUAGUGGUGGGAGAGAGAGAGCAGGAGAGGGCCCCUCUGGGGGAGGGGGCCCAUCCGCAGGAGUGGGCCCCUCUGGAACAGGGGGCACGUCUGGUGGUGGGAGAGAGGGAGCAGGAGAGGGUCCGUCUGGGGGAGGGGACGAGUGCGGCGAGGGAGGGCCUGCAGAGCAUGCAAGGGUGAGACGUUUUGAUCCGGAGGGAAAGAUGUCAUGUGGUGCUCCUCAUGUGGAUGUUGGGAGGAGGCGACGUGAGCACGAGGUAGCGCCUUGUGCUCCCCAGGACGAGCAGCAGUGGUGGAGGGAUAGGAUGCUGCAGCGAGCGAGAAAGGAGGGCAUACAGGUCCCUGCGGACCUCGAGGAGGGGCUGUUGGGAGCCGCUGUGGAGGGGAGACAGGCACGGCACCGAGUGCCAAAGAUGACUCAGACUCGUCUGGAUGACUGGGCUCAGCACCCCAUGCAAUAUGACCUUGACAUGGCCUACAUUAGAUUCUUCGUAGGCUGUGGUGUACCGUUUAACGUCGCUAGAUCAGAGUGGUAUGCGGCUUUGCACGAUGUUUACCUCACAUACCUCUUGAGUCAGCAGUCGCCGCCCGUAUCUCUGGUUCGCCCGGGUGAGACGCGGUACGGGACCAACUACAUCAUGCUUCAUCGCCUGUUGAGCUUGCGUAAGUCUUUGGAUGGUUGUGUUAGCUCCACCGCCUGGGCGACGAGCGCGUGGCUCCCCGCAUUGAGGGACGACGCACGCAGGUGUUUCGACCUCUUGCGCGAUCCGCAGUGGUGGCAGCAGGUCGAGCUCGUCACCACCAUCAUGGGUCCUAUUUACGAGUUGCUUCAGCAGGUCGACUCAGACGGCCGCAGGGUCGGCGAUGUGUGGCGAUUACUAGAGAGCUUGAGGAUCACGCUCGAUCGACUAUCUCUUGACGAGGCUUGUCACGAGCCCAUCAAGAAGAUAGUCAAGGAUAGGUCAGAUAUGAUGCUCACCCUUAUUCAUUGUGCUGCGUACUUGUUGCACCCCAUGUACCGCAACAUCGACCUCUUGAUGCGAGGGACGGUGCAGGAGCGCAUUCUAGACUUCCAUGGCAAGUAUCCCACGACUGCUCAUUGGAGGGGACCCAUCGGGGAUGCAGAGAUCGAGCAGCCUGACUUCGAUCCCGUGAGGUGGUGGAGAUUUUGGGGGGGACGACAUCCAACACUGCGAGAUGUUGCCAUGCGCUGCUUGGGUGCGUGGACCACUGUCUCUCCUUGUGAGAGGAAUUGGUCGACGCAUGACUUCGUGCACAUGAAGAGGCGCAAUAGGCUAGGCGUCGAGCAGUUGGAGAAGCUUGUGUUUUGUCACUGGAACCUGAAGCUUGUCCAGAGCAGUCACGCACGCGGCGGGUUCAUCGGGGCAGGCCUCCCAGGGGUUGGAUUGACUGACGUGGAGAGGAGGGCAGAGGACUACUCCCGUUACGAGCCAGACGAGAUGGAGCCCGAUACAUACGACUCGGAGGAGAUCGAGAGAGAGGCCAAUCGCCUGAGGAGGCAUUCGAGAGGCAGACGCUUGGCGCGGGCCGCAGUGGCAUUGGCCCAGCGGAUUCGGCAGUGUGGCGAGGACAUGGUACACGGGGAGGAUGUGAUUGACGACGACGUGUCAUGGUUAUCGGAGCCUUAUCGGGGGGACGAGUUCUUAGAUGGGGUGCCCCCCCCGACUGUGAGCCCCGCAGGCAGGAUGCUUCCGCCACGCGCCCCGCCUUGUGAUAGAGGCGUCCCCGCACACACGCCCACAUGCGAGGCAGACUCGGACAGCCUCCGUGGAGACGAGUUUCUCGACAUGUUGGGCGCCACCAGCACGGAUGAUGACGGCGGGGGGGGUGGUCAUCCACCGGAGGCCAAUGAGCUGAGGGAGGCCCCUAGACCCCCGGAGUCCGAUGAGCUGAGGGAGGCCGCUCUUCGACCGUCCAGCGCAGGAUCCGUUGAGGGUACACUGCCUCCAUCUGUCGCACCAGCCACGGAUGAGGCCACGCAGCAUGAUACUCUCGCAGCGGCCGUGGAGCACGAUUAUCAGGGGAGGCUCAUACGACGUCCCGGAUUCACGGGUCCGCUAGACUGGUGGGCAACAUCAACUAUUUCCCAAGAUGCUGAGAAGGAUUUGGCGGCGUACCUGCCGAGACCAUUGUCGGAUUUGCCGCGGGUCGACUUGGAUGCGGAGGCUGGUGGCAUGGAGUGUCGAGAGCCCUUUGGUGCGGAGGCUGCUGCUGGGGAGGCUGUUGCCACAGAGGGAGGCGCAAAGAGAGAGGAUAUCGCACGUGCCUUGGAGGGCGCCGGUUACUCGGUAGAGGAAAUUGAGCAAACGUUGGCGGGGUACCCAGAGGGACACAGACACAGUACCCAUCAUCCGGGGAUGCGCACACGCCAGGGUGUGGAUUGUGGCCACGCACGCGCUUCUCCCUCACUGCCGCUGCUGCUUCCAAAUCCCUCUCUUGCACUGGACGUCGCAGGCGCGGGAUCGCACUCGUCUCCCGUGACGGAUGCUCAGGGUACUGGUGUACAGUGCAGUGGUCUACGGGACCAUGACUCCCCAGGCACGGGUCUUCGUCAUGCAGUUUCCCCCAUGGACUGCGGCGCGCACUCGACGAUGCCAUUGCCGCCCAGAGAUCCCUCAUUCAUCAUUGAGCCGCUUCGACCAUUCGUUGGUCGUAAGCGGAAGGCAGUGACUGCCACGGGACAGGACGGUGGGAGAUCUACAGGUCGUGGCCGAGCCAGAGGCCGACCAUCGGGAGAGGAGAGGAUAGUGGGAGAGGGUGGUAUAUCAGCAGAGCGGCGUUGGAGAGGAGAGGGGCGCGCGAGAGGAGAGGGACGUCCCAGAGGCCGACCGCCUGGACGGAGGAGAGGAGAGGGACGAGGCGCGAGGGGGGGGGUGAGGGGGAGGAGGAGGAGGAGGAGGAGGAGGAGGAGGCGGUCGAUGCGGAGAUCGAGGUCGGAGAGGGGGAUAUGUUGGGAUAGUUUUGCACAUUUUUGUCUUGUUGGUGGUUAUUGGGUUCUCAUUGCGGGAGGUGGCACUUUCUUGUACAGCAUGAUGUGGUGGCAUGUAGCAGGUGAUGGCAGGGACAUGGACUCUUAGGUCAUGGUCCAUUUUUUCCACUUUUCAUCACUUUAACAGAAGUGAUGGGUUUUCGGUUUAAGUCAGGUGUUGCCAUGAUCAUAGCGUACAAAAGGGACUGGCUUAACAUGUUAAGUCUGAAGUGACACUUCAGUCAACAGACUCAGCACCCUUUCCAAGCUUCAUGAAGCCAUAAUCGGUCUUCCGGCCGGAAUAAAUGGUGGACUACUAG